Molecule: messenger RNA, 964 nt
Organism: Saccostrea echinata
Lineage: Eukaryota; Metazoa; Mollusca; Bivalvia; Ostreida; Ostreidae
Product: MAM and LDL-receptor class A domain-containing protein 2-like
Exons: 6
Coding region: 1-864 (287 amino acids)
Cellular component (GO): membrane
Source: RefSeq, a predicted model, not a curated record
AUGGCAUUUAGAGUGGAGACAGUAAUUUUAUGUUUUCUAUGUGCUUUGUUCUCCUUCGUAAAGGCAAACAAUUGCCAUCAUUCUCUGUCUUUUUAUGGUUAUGUUCCUAAAGCAUUUGAUAUGCAUGUUUUCAAGACAAUAACAACCUUUCCUUAUUCCAUGAUGGUAACUUGCUCCAAUAAGUGCGUAGAUAAUCCAGAAUGCCGAGCGAUGGACGUCUGUGAUUCUGACGAUGACAAGUACUGUAGACUUGUUAGAUCCUUGAACUUGACUUUCACAUCUCCAGAUGAUGGACAGACCUGUAAAAGAUACAAAGUGGAUAGGAGAUGUGCUGAUGAUGAAUAUUUUGACAGAAUUCGUGGACAUUGUCAAAUGAAAAGUACAGAUCUGUGUGAUUUUGAGACGAGUCUAGAAUCUUCAUGUUUCCUCACCGAAGCAACCGACGACAUCUUUAACUGGACUAGACACUCGGGAAACACACCAUCUAGUUUAACUGGUCCUGAGGGUGCCAAAGCCGGCACAUAUUACAUGUACAUAGAGGCAACCUAUCAAAAUACCGGGGAAAACGCAAAAAUGGUCAGCAACAGAGUUUUUGAAGAUAAGACGCACUGCCUUUCCAUGUACUACCACAUGUACGGAUCAAGGACCGGAACUUUGAAGAUUCAGACCAAGACCGGAAAUGACACGGCAGUGACUCAUUGGGAAAUGCUAGGUAACCAGGGGAACCAAUGGAACAGCAUUGAUAAACUCAAUCUCCCUCUGAACAACAACACUAAGAUAAUCAUUGAAGGCGUCAGAGGACAUGGCUACGAAAGUGACAUCUCUGUUGAUUACAUAAUGUUGCGGCCUUUCUCUUGUGUCUGAAAACUGUGAUGCUAUAGACGCGCUGGAACUUAACCUGUUACAUGUAUCAGUUGCUUUUUUUUUCAGAUACGUAAAUGUAAAUAGUAUCUAAUGUUUUAUC